Molecule: messenger RNA, 2900 nt
Organism: Brassica napus (rape)
Lineage: Eukaryota; Viridiplantae; Streptophyta; Magnoliopsida; Brassicales; Brassicaceae
Product: cation/H(+) antiporter 24-like
Exons: 2
Coding region: 8-2770 (920 amino acids)
Biological process (GO): proton transmembrane transport; regulation of pH
Cellular component (GO): endomembrane system; membrane
Molecular function (GO): antiporter activity
Source: RefSeq, a predicted model, not a curated record
UUUAAUUAUGCUAAAUAUAGAUCAUACCACAAAAUACAUGUUUUCAAGUAAAAAACUCGUAACCAGAAGAAAAAAACAAAGGACUAAGCGAAAACUAGAAUUGUUCCCAAAAAUGACGCACAUCCACACUUGUUUUCAAAAGAGCAUCAACUUUGUAUCUAUUGUCUUCUCUUUUUCUCUCUCCAUCGAUGAUCACAAUCGUUUUGCUUUAGAUGAACCAAACCGUGAUCUUAAACAAAUAUUUUGCAUGGUUAGGCAUUUCCCCAGCAAUGACCGGAUUCUCAUGCCAAUCCAUAUUGGGUUCUGGCCAGAGGACCCACCACCCACCGGUCAGGUUAGUACUCGAGAUUUGUCGUCUAGACUUCCGGUGGUUUGUCGACACAUUCACAGUAAGCAACCAUUUGGAAUGUUCAGAGGCGAAAACGCUAUGAACUAUGCAUUUUCAACUUUCUUGAUCGAGGCAAUUCUUAUUAUCUUCUUCAUCAAAACCACAUGCUUCCUCCUUCGACCUCUACGUCAACCUCGUAUCGUCUGCGAGAUCAUUGGUGGAAUGAUGAUAGGACCGUCGAUGCUUGGAGGAAGCAGGAACUUCAAUUACUACUUGUUCCCACCGAUAUCAAAUUACAUAUGUGAAAACUUGGGACUGUUGGGAUUUGUUUACUUCUUCUUUAUCACUGCGGCCAAAACUGACGUUUCAGCCAUUGCAAAGUCUCCAAGAAAGCAUAAGUACAUUGCUGUGAUCGGCAUUGUCGUCCCCCUGGUCUGCACUUUGGCCACGGGGAUGGCAAUGCGAGACAAAAUGGACAAGAACAUGAGAAAGUUUUCAUCCGUUGGAUCGAUUGCGUUUGCCUUGGCUUUCAGUUCUUUCCCUGUCAUCUACACCGUCUUAAGAGACAUGAACCUUCUCAACUCUGAAGUAGGCAAGUUCGCCAUGUCGGUGGCUCUCAUUGGAGACAUGGCAGCGAUUGUUGCUCUUAUUUUUUUCGAGGCCUUGAAUCAGGUAGAGGAAGGAGGAGCCACGGCUAUAGUUUGGUAUCUUAUAUCGGUCGUUAUAUUCAAUGCUUUUAUGUCUUUGGUUGUGGCACGAGCUCUUGAGUGGGUGGUCGACCAAACGCCAGAGGGAAAACUCGUCGACCAAAACUACAUCGUAAUGAUUCUCAUGGGUGUUCUUGUCGCUUGUUUCAUUACAGACAUGUUUGGUUUAUCUAUGGGCAUGGGACCCAUUUUGCUAGGGUUCAUUGUCCCUCAAGGUCCACCUUUGGGUUCGACGCUGGCUAUUAGGAGCGAGACUUUCAUCCAUGAGUUCUUGAUGCCUUUCUCCUUUGGUUUGGUGGGACUCAAGACCAAUGUCAAUCUUAUCACCAAUGAUAUUUGGGAACAAAAGCUCUCUCCUCUUGUCUACAUGACAGUCGUUGGAUUCAUCUCUAAGUUUCUCGCUGUGUUUUCCGCUGCUGUCUUCUUUAAAAUCCCCACCAGAGACAGCCUCACGCUUGGUCUCAUGCUGAACUUGAGAGGCCAGAUAGAUACCUUGCUCUACUUGCACUGGAUAGACAAAAAUAUAAUCGGUUUACCCGGUUUUGCUAUCUUGGUUUUGCAUGCCCUUGUGGUUACGGGAAUAGCUACACCGCUUAUCAGCUUCCUUUACGAUCCAGAUCGUCCUUACAGGAUCAGCAAGUACCGCACCAUACAACACACUCCCCCGUCUACCGAGGUGGGACUUGUUCUCGCCGUCGCCGACCACGAAGCCUUGUCCGGUUUGUUCACCUUCCUCGACCUUGCUAAUCCCACUACAACUAGCCCCUUUUGUAUAUACGCUAUCCAGUUAGUGGAGUUAAUGGGACGAGCCUCGCCGGUUUUUAUCGACCACGAGGAGGAGGAAGAGGAAGAGGAGGACGAUGAGGAAGAGGUGGAAGAAGAAGAAGAUGAAGGUGCCCGGAGAAACCAGGUGCAAACCGCAUUUAGGUUGUACCAAGAGAAAAGAGAUGAAUGUGUAACGCUACGUGCCUACACAGCUCAUGCUCCAAAGCGUCUAAUGUACCACAACAUUUGCCAGCUAGCAUUGGCUAAUAAAACCGCUUUCAUUCUCUUACCUUAUCAGCAAGAACGUCUCGACGACGAUGCACCAACGGAGCUACGUAACUCCGGCAUGUUAUCCGUGAACGCGGAUGUCUUGGCCCACACGCCAUGCUCUGUUUGUAUCUAUUACGACAAGGGACGGCGUAGAAACGCUCGGUCCCAAGAAACGCACCGUUUUGUGGUUCUGUUCUUAGGAGGAGCUGAUAACAGAGAAGCUCUGCAUCUGGCCGACAGGAUGAUGGUGAAUCCAGACAUAACCCUGACGGUGAUCAGGUUCUUGUCGUUCAACCAUGAAGGAGAGGACGAGAGGGAGAAGAAGCUGGACGAUGGGGUGGUGACAUGGUUUUGGGUCAAGAAUGAAGAGAAGGAGAGGGUUAGUUACAGGGAGGUUGUGGUCAAGAACGGUGCGGAGACGCUGGCGGCAAUACAAGCGUUGAAUGACAACGACUAUGAUCUGUGGAUAACGGGGAAGAGAGAAGGUAUCAAUCCGAAGAUUAUAGAAGGGCUUGCGGAGUGGAGUGAGAACCACCAGCUUGGAGUUAUUGGAGACACUGUGGCUAAGAGUGUGUUUGCAUCGGAAGGUUCGGUGUUGGUAGUACAGCAACAGGUGAGGAACCAGAAAGGUGGUGGUUUCUUGAAUGGCAAGUUUGAUUACAAGAAGUUAGUGUCUUAUUGGUCUUGUAAUAAUUGUUAGUUAGGACACAGAUUGCUUAACUGAUUAGGUUUCUUUUUUGUUUUGUACAUUCUGUAUUUUUGGGAUGAUCUUGCUAUCUAAACAAAAUUUGUAUCCAAGUUCAUUGUACAAGCUAAUAAAUUCCAAUGUA